This is a messenger RNA of Anopheles arabiensis, 1082 nucleotides long. RefSeq names its product juvenile hormone acid O-methyltransferase (gene jhamt). The coding region runs from base 67 to 921 and encodes 284 amino acids. The record is from RefSeq and is a predicted model, not a curated record. The transcript is spliced from 3 exons. Lineage: Eukaryota; Metazoa; Arthropoda; Insecta; Diptera; Culicidae.
AGAAUUAGAAAACGUCUUCGUGCUGUUGCUAUACAAAGAGAGUAGAAAAAGAAAAGUGAAAGUAACAUGAACAAAGCUAAUCUCUACCAGCAAGCGAAUGGCGUGCAGCGGCGCGAUGCGAUGGAGAUAUUGAAAGAAUACGCACCACUCAUCAGCUGUCCAAGGGAUGGCGAAGAGGUUGCCCUGUUAGACAUUGGGUGUGGCAGCGGGGACGUGUUGGUGGACUACAUUCUACCGGUGCUGAGCCGCGGAAGCACUCCUGUGGCGCGCGCAUUGGCGACAGACAUCUCGGAGCAGAUGGUGCGCCAUGCACGUGAAUCGUACCGUCACGUUAAGACGAUCGAGUUCGACACCCUUGACAUCGGCAUCAAACUCGAUAGUGCAAAGUUGUCCCGCUGGGGACAAUUUAGUCACGUUACCUCGUUCUACUGCCUACACUGGGUUCAGAAUCAGCACGUAGCCUUUUCCAACAUCUACAACCUUCUGCAGCAUGGCGGUGACUGUCUGCUGGUGUUUUUGGCAAACAACCCUAUCUUUGACAUAUACAACCAACUGUCUCGCUCACCCAAGUGGUCCAAGUAUAUGUACGACGUGGAAAAGUACAUUUCGCCCUACCAGUAUUGUGAAAAUCCAGCAAGUGAGAUCGAGGAUCUGCUGUGCACGGUGGGCUUUCAGCAGUAUCAGAUACAGGUUCGCGACAAGCUGUACGUGUACGAAGGGCUGGACAAUUUGAAACGAGCAGUUUUGGCUGUGAAUCCAUUCAGUGAACGAAUGCCACCAGAACUGCAGGAUAGGUUCCUACUGGACUAUAUCGCUGUUGUGCGGCAGAUGUACUUGACCAAAACUGGCAGCGAAGAGAAUGAUUGCAAUCUUCAAUUCAUAUCCCCAUACAAGUUGGUGGUUGUUUAUGCGAAGAAAUAACAAACAAAUGGAUGCAUUGGAUAUACCUACCGAAACACUUUGAAAACGGAAUUCAUCACAAAUGUUUCAAUAUGAUAGUAUACAUUAACAUGAAAUACACCUUUUUUAAGCAAAGUGUUUCUAGCUCUUAAAGUUGAAUAAAUUUAUUUUUACCUCGGAAA